Molecule: messenger RNA, 1922 nt
Organism: Hypoxylon trugodes
Lineage: Eukaryota; Fungi; Ascomycota; Sordariomycetes; Xylariales; Hypoxylaceae
Exons: 4
Coding region: 279-1778 (499 amino acids)
Biological process (GO): mRNA cis splicing, via spliceosome
Cellular component (GO): precatalytic spliceosome
Molecular function (GO): nucleic acid binding
Source: RefSeq, a predicted model, not a curated record
CAAAAACCGUUGGAAGGUACACAGGAAGCAAGCUAUGCUACCCACCUAGAAGCUCUAGUGCCUGGUACCUAUCUAGGUACCUGUUAGGGCAUCUUUUUUAGCCAAUUACUGGCGUUAAUGAUCCGAUGCUUAGCGGACAUGGCGAUAUGAAACCCCUGUAAUCUCUAAAGCUUGGCACUGACUAGUUUCCCUUGAACAAUUUGAUCACUACGCAUCUUCCCUAGGCUGUUUCAUAAAUAUCGUCUCAAAAUACCAUAAUCUACGCGAGAAGAGGGGACAUGGCUGGCCAACAGCCGCCGCGGACAGGCCUGUCCUUAUACGCGAACCUUCUCGAUCCCGACGGCGACUCGUCUGCUUCUAUAUCACGCGCGCCGGUUGUGUCGCAACAAGCACUCGAUGCAGUGAAAGGACAAGAAGCUUCCAAGAAACCCCUCGACCCCGCUCUACGCUUUCAACCACAUCCGCAAAUCCGUCGCCCGCAACAAAAAACCCAGAAACCCAAAGCUAGCUUUCCAAAAGCACCUCCUCCACCUAGUACUUCGAAUGUCCCUAGCACCGCGCCCAACCCAGCUCCCGCGAAGAGUAGGUUAGCUGACUGGGCGCCUACCGAGGAGGACGAGUACAUGUACGGCACCGGCGAGAAGAGAGCACGUGGUGGGCGGAGGAAGAAAAAGAAGAAGGCCGAAGACAUCCCCGCUGAGACAGAUUGGGACGAGAUAUAUGACCCUUCGAGACCUACGAAUGUUGACGAGUAUUUAAGGAGCGAUGAGCGAAUACAAGAGGUGCGUGAAUGGAAGGACUUGCUUUACAGGCAUAGACGGCGCGAGGACGACGAUAGACGUGGAAGUUGGGAUAGUUCGGACGAGGGAGAUACGGCUCCCGUGCAAAAUCAGUUUGCGCCACCCGAUUCUUACUCCUUCGCACCACCUCCUCCGUCACCCCCGCGGGCUUCAGUACCAGACGACAAAACUGGCGACGAUGCAUAUGCUCGGCGACUAGCCAUGUCUCAAGGAAAUGUGCCACCACCACCGCAAUCUCCCACACCGCCGCCACCUCCGCCUCCACCAGCAGCAGCAUCCUCUAUAUCGGAACCCGCAACUAUAUCUCGUGCGCCGGUGCGCUAUACACAACCAGAUCCUCCCACACAACCAAAUGCGCCGCCAGAUCCAGACGCCAUGGACGAGGACGAAGACGAAUAUGUGCCGCCCGAGGCUAACACCGAGGAUGAUCUAGAAGAGCGUAGUAACCGACCUGGCCAGAAAGGUUUCGCCGCACGUCUCAUGGCCAAAUAUGGAUGGGCGAAAGGGCAAGGUCUGGGCGCUGAGUCUAGCGGUAUCUUACAACCGUUGCGCGUCGAGGUUGAAAAACGAAAGAAGAAAUCAGACGCCGAAGGUGGCGGGUGGGCCGAACCCGGCGGACGAGGACGCAUCAUCGGCUCUAAGACUGGUGCCGCGCCCCAGCCCGAGAGUAGCGGCGGUAAGUUCGGGCCGAUGAGCAAUGUUGUCGUUCUGCGGAAUAUGCUCGAGGGUAUGGAAGAUCUCCAGGGUGAGAUGGAGUCUGGAUUAGGGCAAGAGAUCGGCGAAGAGUGCGGUGACAAAUAUGGCCGUGUGGAAAGGUUGUACAUCGAUGUCGAAGGCCGGCGGGUAUACAUCAAAUUUACCGAUUCAGUCUCAGCUUUAAGAGCAGUGAAUGCUCUGGAUGGCCGCAUAUUUGCCGGCAACACCAUCCAGCCGCAGUUCUACGACGUCGAGAAAUUCGAACAAAGGGUUUAUGAGUAAUGAAAGCAUAGCCGCGAAGAUAGAGAAAGAAAGCCCCGUCGUCGUUUAGGAAGGCGAGGGACAGCUGUACAACUUACCGAGUCGAACUAGUACGCGUAUUGUACUCUAUCUAGUAUAAUGUAUUUACGAUUCAUUCCAAUCCCG